This is a messenger RNA of Aplosporella prunicola CBS 121167, 1045 nucleotides long. RefSeq lists its product as uncharacterized. The record is from RefSeq and is a predicted model, not a curated record. The transcript has 5 exons. Lineage: Eukaryota; Fungi; Ascomycota; Dothideomycetes; Botryosphaeriales; Aplosporellaceae. The annotation marks the transcript as partial. Gene Ontology annotation, cellular component: mitochondrion. Gene Ontology annotation, biological process: iron-sulfur cluster assembly; mitochondrial respiratory chain complex I assembly. Gene Ontology annotation, molecular function: ATP-dependent FeS chaperone activity; ATP binding; 4 iron, 4 sulfur cluster binding.
CCAUGCGCUGUCCGACGCGCCUCUUCUCGACGCUGCGGGCGCUGCGCCAUGAGAACCCCUUGGGUCUCCCGCGCUCCGGCGCCCCGCCGCAAAUCCCGCGCAUGCAGCGCGGUCUCCCGCAACAGCGCAGCAUCCGGGAUGUGCGCAAGGUGAUAGCCGUGUCUUCUGCGAAAGGCGGCGUGGGCAAGUCGACGAUAGCAGUAAACCUCGCCUUGUCGUUUGCGCGUCGCGGUCUCCGCAGCGGCAUCCUUGACACGGACAUCUUUGGGCCCUCAAUUCCAACCCUGUUGAACCUGUCGGGCGAACCGCGCCUCUCAGCCAACAACCAACUCAUCCCUCUGUCCAACUAUGGCGUCAAGUCCAUGUCCAUGGGCUACCUGGUCGGCGAAGACGCGCCCGUCGUCUGGCGUGGCCUGAUGGUCAUGAAGGCGUUGCAGCAGCUGCUCCACGAGGUCGAAUGGGGCGGCCUGGACGUGCUGGUGCUGGACCUUCCGCCGGGGACGGGCGACGUGCAGCUGACCAUUACGCAGCAAGUCAAGCUCGACGGCGCCGUCAUCGUGUCCACUCCGCAGGACAUCGCCCUCAAAGACGCCAUCAAGGGCAUCAACAUGUUCAAGAAAGUGUCUGUCCCGCUUCUCGGCAUGGUCGAAAACAUGUCGACAUUCCACUGCCCGCACUGCGCGCACGAAACCCCCAUCUUCACGUCGCCCAUGGGCGCCGCGCACAUGCACGACCGCGUCGCGCAGCUCGGUGCUCCACUGCUCGGCUCCAUCCCCCUGCACCCGGCCAUCUGCAGCGAUGCCGACCGCGGGAAGCCGACCGUUGUUGCCGAGCCGCCGGACAGCCCGCGCGUAGUCGCGUUUGAGGGCAUUGCUGAGAAGGUGGCGGAGAGAGUUGGGCUGAAGGAGUAGCGUUGCUGAGCUGGCGGGUAUGGAAAGGAAAAAGAAGAAGCGAGAGGAGGGAGGGGAACGGCGCGGUUUGUAUAUACGUACAUACAGAGGUCCAUACCGACACAUACUAAAAACACACAAGACUCUCCUCUCGC